Messenger RNA from Pyrus x bretschneideri (Chinese white pear), 1466 nucleotides. Its product is annotated as phospholipase A(1) DAD1, chloroplastic-like. Gene Ontology annotation, biological process: lipid metabolic process. Gene Ontology annotation, molecular function: glycerophospholipase activity. The record is from RefSeq and is a predicted model, not a curated record. The transcript has a single exon. NCBI's taxonomy places the organism in Eukaryota, Viridiplantae, Streptophyta, Magnoliopsida, Rosales, Rosaceae. The coding region runs from base 16 to 1113 and encodes 365 amino acids.
AUUCGCAAAAAUUGGAUGGAGUACCAAGGCUUCACCAACUGGGAAGGUCUUCUCGACCCUCUAGACGCCAAUUUACGUGGCGAGAUUAUAAGGUAUGGACAAUUUGUCGAUGUUGCAUACAAGGCGUUUGACUUUGAUCCGGAUUCCAAUUCAUACGCAACAUGCAAGUACUCGAAAGCCUCCUUGUUUGAAAACUCCGGGCUUCCGGGAACUGGGUACCGGAUUACAAAAAAUUUACGUGCCACGUCCGGCAUCCAGCUUCCUAGCUGGAUAGAAAAGGCUCCGAGUUGGGUCGCGACGCAGUCUAGCUGGAUUGGCUACGUGGCGGUAUGUCAAGACAAGGAGGAAAUUGCAAGGCUUGGAAGACGGGACGUAGUGAUUGCCUAUAGAGGUACCGCAACGUGCUUGGAGUGGCUCGAAAAUCUUCGAGCAACUCUCACCCAACUCCCGUCCGUACUUAAUAACUCAGGCCUGGACAACUGUGAACCAAUGGUCGAAAGUGGAUUUUUGAGCUUAUACACUUCAGGAACCGACUCAAUCCCGAGCUUGCAACAAAUGGUACGCCAAGAGAUUGCACGGUUGCUUCAAUACUACGGCGACGAGCCUCUCAGCAUAACAUUCACCGGGCACAGCCUUGGCGCCGCGCUAGCAACGCUCGCAGCUUGCGACAUUAAAACUACGUUUAACCCGUCACCACUGGUCACCGUCAUGUCGUUUGCCGGGCCACGUGUCGGAAACAGUAGCUUCCGCCGCAACCUGGAUAAGAAGGGCGCAAAAGUUUUACGCAUUGUGAACUCCGACGAUGUAAUAACUAAAAUACCGGGUUUCGUAAUCGACGACAAUGAAAGGCGCCAUAAGGCGUGCGAUGGUGGGUUCCGAAAGGCGGUAGAGUUCCAGAACUGGAUCCAGAAGAAGGUGGAGGACACGCAGUUGUCGUACGCAGAGGUUGGGAAGGAGCUCAGGUUAAGCAGCAAGGACUCACCUUAUCUGAUGGGCACCAACGUGUCCACGUGUCACGAGCUCAGCACGUACCUCCACCUCGUCGACAAUUUCCAGAGCUCAAAGUGUCCGUUCAAAGCCACGGCCAAGAGAUUAUUCAGCAAAAAACACUAAUUAACUUAAACAAACCGUAGAGAGUAACAUCUGACGACAUCGUUUUAGUCAUCUUCUCUGUACAUACGAAAGUAUUUCCCGCCAAAUUAGGGGCAGGGGGGGUCUCAAUUUUUUGUAAUUACAAAACGAGAUAAAUUAACUAAUUAAUCAUUGGUUUGUGUUUGACUUUUCUACCGUCGAUGGAAAUGAAAGUGACAUUAAUUGACUUAUCUAUUACACGGCUAGUUAGCUUAAAACGCACCUCGGCAGUGGCGGAAAUGAAUCAUCUCUAUGCACUUUUAGUGCAGGUUUGGUCUCCAUUGAUUUUUCUCCUUUCUAAUAACUAACAAUUUAAUCUACUACCACUCUCAUUU